CGGUUCUGCCUCUCUGAUGCGCAGCAGCACCACAUUAAGCAUCCAGGCCUACAUGUUGUGCGACUUUGUAUAUGUACAUAUAUUUAAAUGCGUACAUUUUCGCAUGUGUACAGAGAGUCGGAUUGUUGGAUUGAUUAUUGAGUCAAGUGGAUUGAUUGGCUGAUCAUAUACUCUGAGACACAAACCUCUAUAUCAGCGGAUAGAUCGAAAAGAGAGAGAGAGAGAGAGAGAGAGAGAGAGAGAGAGAGAGAGAGAGAGAGAGAGAGAGAGAGAUUGGUCGAUGGCGCAGCAUCGUCGGUUGAUAUCGAAACCGGUGGUUCGGAGAUUGCUGCAGCGAUGGCGGGCCGUCAAUCAUGUAGGAGAGGAGAUGGAGAUGAAGAAGACGGUGUAUCGCAGCUCAUUGGCGAUGGCGACAGGAGGACAAGCCAUUCCCACAGCGGAAUUGUAUGCGGGGAGGAUGACGAAUUGGAUGAAGAGCAGAGGACUACCGCCGGCAGGUGGGAACACAGCAAAACGUCCUCCUUUCAGUUCCUGUCGGUGUCGCAGUGAGCGGUCUGCGGUGGUUGGUGUUGGCAGCAGGGCAGCUAUGGUGGCUGCUGGGGAAAGGGUUGAGAGAGUGGUGGGUGGUUUUGACGUUUGCUCGUCAAAAUUCAGUGGUAGAGUGGAUAGAGCUUCAUCGGUAUUGGACCCAUCCUUUCUUCCAUCGGCAUUGUCCAGUCAACGACGGUCCUUUCUCAGUGUCGGCGAUGGAGAUGAAGACAAGGAUGUAUCGAGACGUCACAAGGAGGAGCGACUCGUAGGGUACUCUCCGGAACAAUUAUUUGCAGUCGUUGCAGCCGUCGAUCUGUACGAGGACUUUGUGCCCUGGUGUCAGAGUUCGAAAGUUCUUUGGCGUAAAGGUGAAGGCGAGUUCGAAGCCGAGCUGGAGAUUGGUUUUAAGCUCUUCACUGAACGCUAUGUCUCGCAUGUGACCAUACGGAGGCCAACUUUGGUGAAGACGGUUGUUUCACAGAGCAAUCUUUUCGUCUACCUGGACAACGUGUGGGAAUUUCGACCUGGCCCAACUCCAUCAUCUUGUUUGGUGAAUUUCUCAGUAGAUUUCCAGUUCCGUUCACCACUUCACCGCACGCAGGUUGCGAAUUUGUUUUUUGAAGAGGUUGCAGAGAAACUUGUGUCAUCAUUUGAAGACCGAUGUCGGGAGGUGUAUGGCCCGUCCAUGAACCCGGUAGCAGCGUCUGCCAGGUUAUAACAGCUUGUCGCUGCUGCUGGAUGCCUAGGCAGCAGAGCACCG
This is a messenger RNA of Chara braunii, 1291 nucleotides long. Lineage: Eukaryota; Viridiplantae; Streptophyta; Charophyceae; Charales; Characeae. The record is from the annotation of a GenBank genome assembly.